Messenger RNA from Zootoca vivipara (common lizard), 1416 nucleotides. NCBI's taxonomy places the organism in Eukaryota, Metazoa, Chordata, Lepidosauria, Squamata, Lacertidae. The record is from RefSeq and is a predicted model, not a curated record.
UUCAAAGCUGCUGCUGUAGUCGUUGGCGGCCGCUGAGGAGGGAGAGGCUGGGAAAGGACGAGAUGGGGAGAGGUUAAACCGAGCCGUGAGGGAACCGAUUUCGGGUCGGGGGCGUCGUUUCUGCCUUGGGAGGGGCGGACGCGGACCGGGGGGGGGCCCACAGCGGUGAUAGGACCGGGUUGAGUCGGCGCGGGAGGAAUCGCGGCACAGAUUUUGCCGUUCACCCGGAGCGAGGUGCAAAGAAAUGGCUAGAAAACAUGAGCAUUUUGGCUUAAGCUAUUCGGAAGAAUUGCGUAUCCUUAAGGAACGUGAAAAUAUAUGCAAAGAAUCUCGACAGAAAUUUGCAAAGUUUAAACAAGCAAUUGCUGCUGUUCGUGGAGAACUGGGAAAACCCAAUUUGGAGGUUGAACCACCUGAAAGAGCCUUGUCUCAUAGGAGCUCAAGGAGCCCAUCCCCGCAUCCUGAAAGUACAAAUUCUCCUCUUGAAUCAGAUUCUUCUAAACCUCUGAAAGCAGUUAAGAUCUCCACUAGUAUUACGGAUGUAGAAGAUCAAACACAAGAUGUCACAGCUUCAGAAAAGUCAUCUAAAAAAGAGGGCAAUGUUGACAAGAAACAGUCCCCUAGUUUUAAGAAAACAACCUCAGAAUUCAAAAGUGAUAAGGUAGAAAGUGAACAUGAACAAGUUGCAGUAGCAAUAGCUUCUUUCGUAGGUACAAGCAAACAACUCACAAUGCUAAAGAAACCAGAGCCCCCACCGAAACCCAAAUAUCAAAAGAGACAUGCAAAAUCACCAUCUAAAUCUAUACAGAAAGACAGUUUGGGUAUGGAACAACUAAAGCAAAAAAUAACAUCGGAAGAAGCAGUUUCUAUAGUUGGAGGAACCAGCACUUCAAAUGUAGAUACUGAUGACGCACAUUCUGUCGUUUCUGGUUCAAGUGGAAAAUCUGGUAUGUUGAAAGAAAUUUCAAAACCAUGCUUAUUAAGUUCAAUAUUUGAUGUUGAAAUAUCAGUUAGUAAAAGAAGCAGUGGCUCAACUAGUAUGAAGUCUCCUGCAGAGGCUUUGGUAGAAAUUUCGCCAGGGAGUACAUCAAGCAUUUCAAAAGCGAGGCACAUCCCGCGAAGUAGGUCACAUCUACAGCGUUCCCUGCAAAAGAUGCCUUCUGGAAUAGCUGUAAGGUCUAUUGAUGAAAUUAUUGCAUCCCUGAAGUCUACUAUACCAACUCCCUCAGACUUGAGGAUCAAAGAGCUUGUGGAGAGUAUUCUUGGUGAGGACUACAACAUAAACAAAGAAGUAGGUGGACUUAGAAUGCGUGAAAUAUGUUUGGUUUUCUUUUUUAAAUUUGCAUAUUUUUCUCCAAAACCUACAAUGUGCUGUAACACAGAAAAAAGUAGUAUAGUAUAAAACUAAUAGAUUGA